UUAAUCCUUGUACAAAAAAUCAAAGUUUUUUAAAACUCACCGAGUCCCUAACUAAAACCCUAACUCGCCCAAAACCUCUCCUCCUUCUACCUUUCUCUACGCCUUUCUCGCACCUCAGCUCCAAAUUCUACAGAGAGAAAGUAAAGAGAGAGAGAUGGGAAGAAGAAGACGAACAGGUGCUUCAUCGCCGUCGCUCUUUGAACGACUUCGUCGUAACAUCGAAUCCUGCAAACACAAAUACACCACUUCCGACGAGAUGGUCGAGUACCUCCGCUCGAACUUCUCCGAAUACGGACGUCUCAAGCUUCAGCCAUUCACCAGAGCCGUUCAACAAACCCUAGAUACAAUGCUCCUGCAGAAUCAGAAGAAGAAGAUCAGCAGAUCAAACAAUCAAGACCCUCCGUCAACGUCGAAUGUCUUUGAAGAUGAAGACAGUCCUCUUCGGAAGAAGAUGAAGAAAGUUGACAUCAGUGAAGAGAGGUUGCAGCGCAUGGAGGCCCAGCACAUUCGGAGGAGGCAAAAAAAGGGUGAUGAUCAAUCCGCGUCUUCAUCGUCAUCGGAUUCGGAAUCUUCAUCGUCGUCCGAGGAAGAUAAUGGAGCUGUUUCGACAUCGGAAGAUGCAAUUUACGGGGAGAGUUUCGAGCCCGAGGUUGAUUUGAUGAAGUCCAUGCUGCGAGCGAGGUACAGUGAAUCGAAGAAGGAUGUGAAACCGAAAACAAAAGCGGUAGAAGAGAAUAAUGUGGAAUUGGAGGAGAAUGUUAAUGAUAAGGCCACCAAGAAGUUUGAUUUGCUUGGAAGAGACAUUGGUUCAGCGAGAAGAGAAGGAAAAUAUAUGAAUGGUGGUGGGGGUGGUGGCGGCGGCGGCGGCGGCGGCGGCGAGGAGGUGAAGGGGAAGGAUGGGCCAAUGUUUAGGGACAUCGGCGGGUUGUCUUCCGUGGUGGAGGAAUUGAAGAUGGAGGUGAUUGUUCCGUUGUUCCAUCCACAGCUGCCACGGUGGCUAGGAGUGAAGCCAAUGGCAGGGAUUUUGUUGCACGGACCACCGGGGUGUGGUAAGACGAAGCUGGCUCAUGCAAUUGCUAAUGAGACUGGGGCUCCUUUUUACAAAAUUUCAGCUACUGAAUUAGUCUCUGGUGUUUCAGGUGCAUCAGAGGAGAACAUUCGGGAGCUUUUCUCAAAAGCACACAGGACUGCACCAUCUAUUGUAUUUAUUGAUGAAAUUGACGCAAUUGCUUCAAAAAGAGAGAAUCUAAAUAGGGAAAUGGAAAGAAGAAUUGUGACACAAUUGAUGACUUGCAUGGAUGAGUCACAUAGGGUUGUACAAGCAGCUGAUGACAAUCCAAAUGCAGAAAGUCCCGAUAGCAAACCUGGUUAUGUUCUAGUAAUCGGAGCUACCAACAGGCCUGACGCUGUUGAUGCUGCAUUAAGGAGGCCUGGACGAUUUGAUCGUGAGAUUGUUUUGGGUGUUCCAGAUGAAAUUGCGAGGGUUGAUAUUCUCACUGUGCUUACACGUAAUCUUAGACUUGAAGGUGCUUUCGAUCUUGUGAAAAUAGCCAGGUCCACGCCUGGAUUUGUUGGUGCUGACUUGGCAGCUCUAGCUAACAAAGCGGGUAACCUUGCUAUGAAGAGAAUUAUAGACAGAAGGAAAUCUGAGCUUUCCAGAGAACCUGCAGAUGGGGAUCAUACUGAAGAGUGGUGGAGAUAUCCAUGGUUGCCAGAAGAGAUGGAGAAGCUUAGUAUCACCAUGGCUGAUUUUGAGGAAGCUGCUAAAAUGGUUCAACCCUCUUUAAGAAGAGAAGGAUUCUCUGCCAUUCCUAAUGUAAAAUGGGAAGAUGUUGGAGGACUUGAUGUGUUGAGACAGGAAUUUGAUCAUUAUAUAGUUAGACGCAUAAAAUAUCCCGAGAAUUAUGAGGAAUUUGGAAUCGAUCUAGAGACAGGAUUUUUGCUUUAUGGGCCUCCAGGCUGUGGUAAAACGUUAAUUGCCAAGGCUGUUGCUAAUGAGGCAGGAGCUAAUUUCAUACACAUUAAGGGCCCCGAACUUCUAAAUAAAUAUGUCGGAGAAAGCGAGUUGGCAAUUCGGACAAUAUUUAGUCGCGCAAGGACAUGUUCUCCAUGCAUACUUUUCUUUGAUGAGGCAUACGCUUUGACAACUAAGCGUGGAAAAGAAGGGAGUUGGGUUGUAGAGCGGCUCUUAAACCAGCUAUUGGUAGAGUUAGAUGGUGCAGAACAGAGACGGGGUGUUUAUGUGAUUGGUGCCACAAAUAGGCCUGAGGUGAUGGACCGUGCUGUCUUGCGGCCUGGAAGGUUUGGGAAACUUUUAUAUGUCCCUCUGCCCAGUCCAGAUGGGCGUGGAUUAAUCUUGAAAGCUCUUUCUAGGAAGAAACCUAUAGAUGCCAGUGUUGAUUUGAUAGCUAUUGGGAGGAAUGAGGCUUGCGAAAACUUAAGUGGAGCAGAUCUUUCUGCACUGAUGAAUGAAGCUGCAAUGGCUGCCCUGGAAGAGAAACUGUUAGCUCAGGGCACUUCAGAUGCCAUUCCAUUGACCAUCACGACAACACAUUUCAACCGGGCAUUGGAGAAGAUCUCCCCAUCUGUGUCAGACAAGCAAAAACAAUACUAUCAACGUUUGUCGGAUAGCUUCAGAGCAGCCUGAUUGCUGAGUAGUGUGUGAUAGUUUUGAGUUGUCCAGACUCAGAUUCUACUGCAAAUGUCAAGGUGUCAAACUCUAUUGUAGAAGAUGCAUUCCAAUAGAAAACCAUAAUACGCCACUCAGAUUCUAGUGCAAAUGUCAAAGGUGCCAAACCCUAUUGUGGAAGAGCUAUUCCAAUACAAAACCAUAAUAGGUCACUACAUCUUAGGAUUGAAAUAGUUUGUCAGGCUUGUAUUUGAUGCAUCUGUGCCUGUACUCUCCAUCUUGGGAAAAAGUUUUGGCUAUAGCACCAUCGCUUGGUUUUUGUAGUACUGUUUCUCUUUUUGUGAAAUCAAAUUUAGUUAUUGUACAAUGUGUUUCAAUAGUUUGUAAAACAGAAAGAUGUGUGCAAUUUUGAGCCAUUUCAUUUUUCAUUCA
This is a messenger RNA of Cornus florida, 3061 nucleotides long. RefSeq names its product cell division control protein 48 homolog C. Gene Ontology annotation, biological process: ribosome biogenesis. The transcript is spliced from 10 exons. Lineage: Eukaryota; Viridiplantae; Streptophyta; Magnoliopsida; Cornales; Cornaceae. Gene Ontology annotation, molecular function: RNA binding; ATP hydrolysis activity; preribosome binding. Gene Ontology annotation, cellular component: nucleus. Bases 155 to 2647 code for a protein of 830 amino acids. The record is from RefSeq and is a predicted model, not a curated record.